This is a messenger RNA of Penicillium angulare, 1710 nucleotides long. Its product is annotated as homeobox domain-containing protein. Gene Ontology annotation, biological process: regulation of transcription by RNA polymerase II. The transcript has 4 exons. Gene Ontology annotation, molecular function: RNA polymerase II transcription regulatory region sequence-specific DNA binding; DNA-binding transcription factor activity, RNA polymerase II-specific. The record is from RefSeq and is a predicted model, not a curated record. NCBI's taxonomy places the organism in Eukaryota, Fungi, Ascomycota, Eurotiomycetes, Eurotiales, Aspergillaceae. The coding region runs from base 1 to 1710 and encodes 569 amino acids.
AUGUCAAUCGGCGGUCCUUGUCUCUGGGUGCCUUCUUUAUCGUCACCAGUUCCCUCAUCACUGUCUGCAGUCACUUCUCAUUUUUCAGCAGCUGUUCGUCACGGAGACCGGUUCUCUUCACCAAGAACUAUAUCGCCGUUCCGAAGCGUGCAAAAGGAACGAGAGCCUAGUGCCUCGGUCGGUCUUUCUAGUACCAUGCAAAGGGAUGGCUCGAAGGCUGAGAAUGCCUUGGCUCCUGCUCUGAUUCCAGGCGGUGCGGCUGGCUCUGGACCCAGCCCUGAGGGAGCAGCCCGGUCGUCGCGUGAGGCAGAGUCUCGACAGUCUCCAGCGACCAGAGGGGAUUUGCUUCCUCGAGUUAAGCUAGAAAUCCCCGGUGAUAGCUCGAACCUUUCCGAGUCUCAUACUCAUGAUGAGUCUGAUCAAUAUGGGGACGAGAUGGAUUUCGACGGAAAGGACGAGCACGAAAGAGAAUUCACCAUCAGCCCAACGGACGAGAAGGGCGAUGGAGCGGGCAGCGAUGGAGACCACAGGUCUGCCCUGGAAAAGAAGAAGAUGAAGCGAUUUCGGUUAACUCAUAACCAGACUCGCUUUUUGAUGAGUGAGUUCACUCGCCAGGCCCAUCCAGACGCUGCUCAUCGCGAGCGACUGUCGAAGGAGAUUCCUGGCUUGACACCUCGUCAAGUUCAGGUCUGGUUUCAGAACAGACGGGCAAAGCUCAAGCGUCUCACCUCCAAUGAUCGCGAGAGAGUACUCAAGUCCCGAGCCCUGCCCGAUGAUUUCGACACAACCAAGGUGCUUCGCACACCCUUCGAGAAUAAAUCAACGGGGCAAACACCCAUUGCAUCACCUCAUGAUUACGGUGCUCCUAAUCCAGACUUUGCAGCUUUGAGAGCGCUUCGCACCGAUUGUUUUCAGCGCCCCAGUGAUGACGAGUACAUGGUCUCACCUCUCAGUUCAGCGUCAACCGCAGGAACCUACAUGUCUUCUGCUGGACAGGGACGGAGUGACGGCCUUUCACAAUCCAACAUGAUGUUUAGUCGGCCAGCAGCAUCGGCAUCCAUGCAAGACCUGCACAGAACUAUCAGAAACGACUAUUCGAUUACUAGAUCUAGCAGCCUCUCAGAUGCUUCUCCUCAAGCCUCUUCUUUCCACUCCGGUUACCCUCUACACAACAGAUUUGCGGCUGCGUCAAAUCCAGUGAAUAUGCCCUAUGGACGACAGCCAAUGGAUUACGGCGUUCAUCGUCCAGGUACGCUGGUCACACCUUACGAUCAACAUCAGUCAUUCGAAGGAUCAGUUUCCCCAACAGACUCGCAAGAACCUCAAAUGACAUAUGACAUGAGUAGCCUAGGCACCCAAUCACAAAAUUAUCAAUCCCACCUCGCAAUGUCAGGACCAAAGGAUUACACUGGAAUGGGAAUAGGAUCACAAAUGUCGCAACAUGGCAGACCUAUGCCAACACUUCACUCCCUCCCCGUCUCCGCCUCCCAGGACUACAGAUCUUACCCAUAUGGAAACCCCUCGAUGGGCAACGUUCCCUAUACUCAAGCCACCAAUGCCUCAACACUGAGCCUCCCCGCAACAUAUGCUCAAUCCGACCAAGCAACAACCGCACACGACCACCUUCAACAAACACCACAUACCCUCGAAAAUAUGCGGAACAAAUUCGGCAACCCAUCAUUCAACUAUGCCAGCUAUAUUCAACAAUGA